AACAAAGGUCAACAAAGGCGGAAGUAGACAAUGCAAUGGAGUAAUGAGAAGAAUGCAGAUUUCUUUGUAAAAUUAGUGAAUUACUAUUGGUGCUACGAUUUCAUUAAUGCAUUAUGCAGUUAUACUGACAAUAGUUCCAUCAUGGCGCUUGUGACGGUGCAGAGGUCACCGAGUCCCAGUGCUAGUGCUGAGACGGAAGAACAAGAUGUUCUCGACACAAGUGAUAGCAACUUGAAAUCUCCACGUCAGAGGAGACGACGCUCUAAGUCAGCUUUGAAAAAGCUCAAGAAGCUUUUCAACACUGUUAGAUUUGUAACAAAGUUAAAACCAUGUUUCAGUGAGAGUUAUUUCACAGUGAAAGGUGCAGCCCUUAUUCUACCCCAAAGUGAUGAAACUGCAUAUACUCGCAAAGUAACUAAAAGCCAUGCAGGAGAUGACAUACAGAGUCAUUUACAAGCUAUGUUCAGUGUGCUUAGACCACAGGAUACCAUUAAAGUGGCGGUGAAGCUUGAAGGGACUCACACUCGGUACCUGGUUGUUGUAUCUUGUAUAGGUCGACAGGACACCGAGGAGUCGGUCAUACUGGGUAUGGACCUGAUGGAUAAGGCAACCAUUGGUCUCAUUCUCCCUGUCUGGUCUCACAUGCAUAUCCAGUUGGAUGGUGAUGGGGGUUUUUCUAUCCAAUCUGACCAAAACAUACAUAUCUUCAAACCAGUAUCAGUCCAGGCUAUGUGGUCAGCAUUGCAGAGUUUAAAUAAAGUUGUUAAGAUAGCUAAAGAUAGACUAUACAUUCCACGAGGUCUCACACAUACCUGGAUCGGUUAUUAUGAGGCCAAACUUACAAUAGAAGGAGUCCUGGUUUCAGAGUGGAAUGCUACUGCUGACAUUGAUAGAUCUUACAGAACAGACAAAAAUAUUGUAGCAGAGGUCACAGGGCGUGGAGUUAGACGUACAAUGUCUACGCCUGUAGGUAGAUCCAUGUCACUAGAAUCUUCCUUCGAAUCUUCAGGGGAAGAUGACAUAUAUAAGAGGAUACGACUGGAACUAAAAAAUGUGAUGAUGACUGUAGAUCUAGAGGAAGUCACAUGCUUGUUUUUGAGGAGGUCUAUAGAAGAGAAGCUGGGUAUGGAUCUAAAGAAGUAUAAAAGUUUUAUAGAUACAGAAAUGAUGGAGAUUCUAGGUCAGAUGGACAAACCUUCUAAAAUACUUGAUCAUCUCUACCUCGGCUCCGAGUGGAAUGCUUCUAAUCUAGACGAACUACAGGCAAAUGGGGUUCACCAUAUAUUGAACAUCAGUAGAGAGAUAGAUAAUUUUUAUCCUGGCGUGUUACACUACAUGAAUGUACGAGAGUGGGAUGUUGAUCAGUCUGACCUGAUGAAAUAUUGGGAAGAUACUCAUAAAUACAUUAACAAAGCCAGGAGGAGAGGAAGUAAGACUCUUGUACACUGUAAGAUGGGAAUAAGUAGAUCAGCCUCCACUGUGAUAGCAUACCUUAUGAAGGAAAACAAAUGGUCUCUAUCUAAAGCGCAUGAUUACACUAAGUCUAAACGUAACAUUAUCAAUCCUAACCCAGGCUUCAUGAAACAGUUAGAAAUGUACGAGGGAAUACUUAACGCAAAUUGGAACAGAGAAUUUUUCAACCGUCAAGCACCUGUAAAACCUCUGAGUCCAACAGAUGAAAUGGAGGAGAUGACAGGCAGUUACUCUAAUCCGGAGGAUUUCUUAGUUCUCAAGACGGGUAAAGCCUCCAGUGAUCCCGGUGAAUCACCCUUUAUAAAUUUAGAACAAGAUAUUGAACUUGCCUCAAGAAGUGCUGACUCCACAGAAGACUCAUUACCAGACCAGCUCUCACCUGAAACUGCUGACAAGACCGGGAACAAGAAAUUUAAAUACUCCAAAUCUGAAGGUGAUCAGGCAGAAAGUGGGGACUACCUCAGUGCAAGUAGUACAGAAUCCGAAUACACCUGUAGUGAUGAUCUAAGCUCAGAUGAUGAAGAUGAAGAGGGAGGUAAAGAGAAAGAGAAAGCAACAGAGAUAGAAAAUAGAGGUUUUGUACCAAUAAAUAUCCCAGAUAUUCAUACUGAAUCUGUCCAAGAAAGGAAAAGAUUGGGGAAAGUUGAAGGUAGGAGAUGUAGAUCAGAAAGUGAUAAAAAUCUUCUUGUUUUGGAGGAGAUGUCUAGAGAAGGAUCUACAUCUAAGUUUAAACCAGAUGGCAGCUGGAUUAAACCAGCAUCAGAAAGUGAAUCUGAUCUAAACAACAAAGUUGAAAAUGAUUUUGAUGCUGAAUCAGAUGUAGGUACUGAUAAAACAGAUGAUGGGGAAGGACUUUGGAUGGGUGCUAAACCAAAAAGUGAGAUUAAUGAGAAAAUAGAAGUUAGCACUGCAGAAGAACAUGAAGCUAUAACUGAUACUCAAAACAAAACUGAAUGUGAACUGAUCAUUUGUGAGGAUAGUAGUGAUCCUUAUGUAAGAGAAAAUAUUCCAUGGAAUCCAGGAAAGGUUCAGCAACAAAAGAAAGAUAUAGAGGAUAAAUUUGGUGCUUCUGUACUCAAGAAAAGAGAAUCUGUAGAAAGUACUGAUGACAAAACACAGAUAGUGAAAAAAUCUGAAACUGCUCUUGAAAGUGAAAGCAAGGCUAUAACUGAAGUAGGAACAGAGAGAGAAUUAAAGGAUUAUUCCAAAACUAUGUCUGCAGGUAAUUCGGAGGAAUGUACAUCAAAGUUGGAUCAGUCUGUUUCUGUAGAUGAUGUACAAAAUGAUAAGGUAUCACCAGAAAUGAAGAAGUCAGUGUAUGAGGAAGAAGAAAUAAAUCUCCCAGAGGGACUUGUAAGAAAAACAACUAUGGAAAUAGAGGAACGAAACAGAAUUACAUUAGACAUUCCAGGUAAAAGUCUGAAAAGGUCUUCGAGUUUAAAAUCAACAAGAGUAACACCAAAGUCAAAAGAUCGUGACAAUGAGCGCAGAAAAACCUGCAUAGCUCUUAUGUCCCCCACCCACCCUGAUUACAUUGAUAAAGAUCAAAAUAGUCCUGAGUCAUAUGACACAGGAAGUGAUCAGGAUGAGGCUUGUACUGAUGUUAAUAAAGCUUCUGGUAACACAGAGGAGGAAAUUGAAAACCAAACUGGUUCUGUCAAAGUUUAUAAAUUUAUGGGGGAAGAAUUGACUGUACAAGAAGGUCUGGUUCGCAAACAAACAAUGGAUAUUGAGAGUAAAUCACUGGAACCUGUAAUAAAGCAACAGAAAUCAGAUAAUUCAGUUGUUCAGGAAUCUUCUAGUACCUUAACACAAACUUCAGUAGACAAAUCAUCUGCUGGUGAUACUUCCAAUAUUAAAUAUGUAGAUAAAUCAACAAUAGAUGAAAACACAACUAAGAAAAAUGAAACAACUGUAAUAGUAAAUAAAUCCAGUGAAGCAUCUAGUAAAAAUGUAGAAAAAGCAAAUAUAACUCCAGAAAGAAAAAGUAUAUCUUCGUUUACUCCUAUAAAAAAACGCACUAGCACGGAAAGCAGGUUUGAUAAGGAAACCUUGGAAUUGAUUCGCGAGAUUGGAUCAGCGUUAUUGAAUAGUCCCGCAAAAUCUAAACUGGAAGAAAAUGAAAAUGAAGAUUUGAAAGAAGGUGAAAAUUUGGUCAGUCAUUAUGUUAAAAAGAUUGAAAAAAUGUCUGGUGUUUCUAAAAAGAAACAUUUAAGGGAGAUAAUAAUAAUAGACAAAAAUGAUGUCACAGUAGAAAAGAAAUCUCAUGGUAGUGCACAUGGGAAAUCUUGUGUUACGCAAAGUCCAUCAGACACAGAAAACAAACCAGUUAUUUCUAAAUGGAGUCCUUUAACUUCACAGGGUUCAAAAGAAAUUGAAGAACAUACAUUACAACAGCAUAAGUCAACAAAUCCAAUAUGGAGUCCAGUUGCCAAAAAACAAUCCUCCACACUUGCUGAGGGAAAAAUCUCACCAGAUUUCAAAAUCACUGGCAAAUCUGAUGUAAGUGCUACAAAAUGUAAAGACAGCCAUAUCAGUAAAUCAGAUAUGACCCUUAAGCUCAUAUCCUCUGUUUCUGCUGGGACAGAUUCAGACAAAUGUAAACAAUCUGAAAAAGAAGAAUCAGAAGUUUGUUCAGUUAAAAAACUAUUAGGAAAGUUUGAACAGCCAGAGCAGGUCUCUGGUCAAGUGACUCCAGUUUUUGGUUCCCCAAGCAUUUUAGGUACAAAUACUCACAUAUUUCAAGGUGCUAAAUCUGAUUCUUCAAACAGCAAUCCAAGAAUUUCACCUUCAACCAGCAGUUCACAUUCUUUUGUGUCAGAGGUCAAAAGUCAAGGACUCUCCCAUGCAGGGUCAAAAUCUCCAGUACAUCACAGACAGUCAGAACCAACUAUUCAUUUAUCAGAGAAGUCUAUGAUGCAAUUUGAAUCUAAAUUUAAAGAAAUAUGUCCAAGUUUAUAUGAUACAUCACCAGUAAAAGAGGAAAGUGACUCUGAGGAAAGUAACAUCAUGAAAGAUCAAGCUGAAGUUAAAACUGUACGACCUAAAUCUGCAAGUUAUGGACCAGCAUCUGGAAGGAAAGUGCGUCUUCGUCAAUCUCAAACUUUACCUGAAUCAGAGAUUGAACAACAAGGGUUUACCUGGGAAGGAAAGAAAGUAAGAAAACUAUAUGGAAAAACUCAUCCUCUAGCUAAAUUGGAAGGAAGAAAAUAUCCUGACACAACACGUAAUAGCCCUUUUUAUAAUACCAUGUAGACAAAAACUGUUUUAUUUCUCAUAUUACAUAUUUAAUGUUAUUACUACCAUUUAUAGAUUAAUCUAAUAAUCCUUGUUUAGGAUAAAAUGCUCAGUCAAGAAAAAACUUGUUAAUAUUUUGAUGUGUCUUGGACAUUUAAGGAUAUAGAGGAUAUUUGUUUAGUUCAGUGUAAGAUCAGAAUAUAUUUCACCGAGUGAGCACCAAAAGGUAUAUUUCACGAGUGGCGCAGCCACGAGUGAAAUAUGAACUUUUGGUGUUCACAAGGUGAAAUAUAUUUGAUCUUACACUAAACUAAACAAAUUUUCUUUUUAUUAUAUGCAGAGAAACGUUUUUAAAAAGACAUUAAACCUAAUACCGAAUGAAUAGCGCGCCAAAUAAUAAUAUAACGUGACGUCAUUUACGACGUCAUGUCAUUAAGUUGGUACCCAGUUCUGUGCACGCUGGUAUUUCACUGAAACAACGUAAGGGGCUUAAAUUCAAAACAGUGAAAUUAUCAAAGUGGUAAUUUCACUGUUUCAAACAGUGAAAUUACCAGUUUUAUGUCACUGAUAUUUUUCUAUAAACCACCGAAAAGCAUGUAAUAAAACAUUUUAAAUGUGCUAAUCAUUAUAGGUAAAUUGAAGAGAUUUUAAGAAACCGUUUGAAAUGAAUUUACCCUGCUUAUGGAACAAUCAAAAUUUAAAUGAUAUCAGAAUACAGGAGCUAUCACCAGUAUAGAGCCAGGUGAGACUGCACUAAUGUACAGGUUUGUUUGACUUUAUACCGGUGGUAAAGGUUCUAGCAGGUUCACGGUUAACCUCAGGUUGUUAAAUUAUUUCUUCCCAUUGACAAAGCAUUGGUGAAGUUUUUUAUUCAAGUCCAUUGAUUUUAAUACAAUUAAGGAUUAUUAAAAGCCUCGUACCAUCAUGACCAAAUUGGGGCAGAUGUGUUGAAUUAUGCCCCUAUUCAACUUUCUGUUAUGUCAUCCUCCAGAAAACUGGAUCAUGCUGGGAUGGACAGGUCUUGUUAUAUUAUAAAUUGUGAUACUCAAUUUAAAGUUUUAAUUAAUCCCUAUACAACUUAUUGUAAACAUUAUUUUUAUUCUUUAAUUAUAUGUCUUCAUUCCAUUUUGUUAUCAAGUGUAGUUCAACAUGUUAUUUCUAUAUAAAUUAGUGUAGAUAUAUGUACAUUGUUACUUUUAUCCUGCUACUGUGUCAAUUAGUAGCUAAUUGAUUAUAUGAUGUGUACUCUAUUGAAACUACUGCAAUAUUUCCUUGAUAGUAUGAAUAGUAUAUACUUAUAAUACUGAAUUGCAUGUACCAAACAAAACCAACACAACUUACCAACUGAACCAUAUUUCUUGCAUAGCAGACUGGCAUUUCCGUGAGUUUUAUCCAUGCCAGAAAUUUCAUCUGGCAUGGGGGGUGCCAGAUGAGUCGCGUGCCAAACAAAAACGUCAUUUUAGCGUAUUUUACAAAUGAACCGCGUUAAAAUGACGUCGUUUUAGAAGGGAAGUACAUUUUGUAUGUGCUUAGGAUGACGUCAAUUUGAUGUUGUUAUUUAAAUUGUAAGUUCAUACGCUAUUGUAAGAAAAUAGUUAUGGAUGAAAUGACUUUAAUUUCCAUGAACAUCUAUCAUAUUGUGGUAAACCAUUUUAAAUAUGAAAUAAUAUGGCAGAAUAUGCAAGAAAAAAUAUCUAACAUAUGUUUGCGGUUUGGAUCGGAAUAUCCUUCCCUCGGGAACACGCCCAAUGGGCGGGUCCCCUCGGGACGGAUAUUCCGGUCCAAACCACAACAUAUGACAGAUAUUAUUAGUACCAACAAGACCUGACAUAUCAACCACACCUGAUGUAAUAAUUAGUUCUGUUGUAUAAACCAGACCUGGUGUAUCAACCUGACUUGAUGUACCAACCACAUCAGAGGUAUAAACCAAACCUGACAUACCAAUUACACCUGACAUAUCAACUUGACCCGACAUACCAAAUAUGGUAGACCGUACAUACCAACUUAACCUGGCAUACCAAAUAAGGUAGACCUGACAUACCUAAUAUGGUAGACCUGACAUACCAAAUAUAGUAGAUCUGACAUACCAAGUAUGGUAGAUCUGACAUACCAAGUAUGGUAGAUCUGACAUACCAACUUAACCGGACAUACCAAAAAUGGUAGACCUGACAUACCAAAUAUAGUAGAUCUGACAUACCAACUUAACCUGAUAUACCAAAUAUGGUAGACCUGACAUACCUAAUAUGGUAGAUCUGACAUACCAACUUAACCUGAUAUACCAAAUAUGGUAGACCUGGCAUACCAAAUAUGGUAGACCUGGCAUACCAAGUAUGGUAGACCUGACAUACCUAAUAUGGUAGACCUGACAUACCAAGUAUGGUAGAUCUGACAUACCAAGUAUGGUAGAUCUGACAUACCAAGUAUGGUAGAUCUGACAUACCAACUUAACCUGACAUACCAAAUAUGGUAGACCUGACAUACCAAAUAUAGAAGAUCUGACAUACCAACUUAACCUGAGAUACCAAAUAUGGUAGACCUGACAUACCAAAUAUGGUAGACCUGACAUACCAAAUAUGGUAUACCUGAUAUACCAAGUAUGGUAGAUCUGACAUACCAAGUAUGGUAGAUCUGACAUACCAAGUAUGGUAGAUCUGACAUACCAACUUAACCUGAUAUACCAAAUAUGGUAGACCUGACAUACCAAAUAUGGUAGACCUGACAUACCAAAUAUGGUAUACCUGAUAUACCAAGUAUGGUAGACCUGACAUACCAAAUAUGGUAGAUCUGACAUACCAACUUAACCUGAUAUACCAAAUAUGGUAGACCUGACAUACCAAAUAUGGUAGACCUGACAUACCAAAUAUGGUAGACCUGACAUACCAAAUAUGGUAGACCUGACAUACCUAAUACGGUAGACCUGACAUACCAAAUAUGGUAUACCUGAUAUACCAAAUACGGUAGACCUGACAUAUCUAGUUUACCUGACGCCAGCUGUACCAACCACAUAUGAAAAAACCAACCACAUUAGUCAUAACAACCACACUUAACAUACCUACCAGAUUGAUGUAUCAGCCAGACCCAAUGUAACUACCAACCACACUUAAUGUAUCUACAUAAUUACCUCAUCAGAACCAAAGGUUCAGGGCGAGAUAUUAGUAUGAUGGGGGAUGCUCCAGCAUCUGUCUUCUUUCAUCAACAAUGCUCCUUUUCUCUAAUGCAACUUGCCAAAAUUAAUUCAAAUUUGGUGUGUUGCAUCCUUGUGACACUGACUGAACUUUACUCAUAUUUAACCAGUUGGCUUUCUUAAAUAAAUAUAAAAAAAAAACAUCAUGAACCAAUGGAUGGUCACCAAACAUUGUAGCAUCUUUAGAUGGUCCUCUUAUCAAGUUUGCUAAAUUAAAGUAGUUGACCCUUUUUAACGGCUGAAGAUGGAUACAUCUCUACUGCACCUACCGGUAACUUGGUCUGUAGCAUUUAUUAUUGAUGGAUAGCUUGUAUUGUGAAACUUCCUAUGCCAUGUCCUAAGCUUAAUUUUCUGAAAGUACUAGUUAGUAUUUUGAAAACAUUUUCAGAUACAAUGUACCAAUACAUGUAAAAGGAUAUAUACAGAACACUGCCAAGUGGUCUUUUUAUUUUUCUCUCUGUGCAUAAUGUUUUGAAAUUAUUAAGUUUAUUCCUCUGAAUACAUUUAAUAUAUCGAUAUAUAUAUUUUCAACACUAUUAGAAGAGUAACCCAGUUAAUAACAAAAUUUUUUUCCCCAUCUUGGUACAUGGUACAAGCUAACAGAACAAAAAGAAACCAACCAAAAACUUUUGAACAACUGCCUAUUAUAAAACAUAUAUAAAUAUAUACUUGUAUUUAUUCUGGUGAGUGAUGCUGGACCACCAUGGUCUCUUGUCUUGUUCUAGUUUUGUUUAAAUGUCAAUUUAAACAUUUGUGGGAACUGUAGAGAAAACUAUUAUCAAGUUAACUGAACAUGAUUAUUAAGCAUUUAUCACAAUUUUGUAUUCAAACUGUUAGUAUUUGUAGUCUAUUUAUAUACAUGUAUUACGUGUAGUCUUAUAAUAUACAUGUACUUCUACAUAAUAUCAAGUGGUUUUUAAGUGGGUUAUGCUUACAUGUUUGCAAUAUAUGUAGCUCAACCAUUUCGUGUAUCUUUAUGUUGACAUAUGUGUAAAUAGACCUUGCAUAUUCAUACACACGUGUAUUUUCAUUCUUGUAAUGUGAUUACAUGUUCAUUUUGAAACUUUUGUGUAGGAACAUUUUCAUUUGUGUAGUUCAACUUUUAAUGUUUAAACAUAGCUCAGUAUAUCAUAUGUUAAACGCAUUUAAUAAUGCCAUAGUCUUUCUAUAUUAUGUAAGUGUACACAUGAUUUGGUUACAAUUUCUUUCUUUGAACAAACUUAUUAUAAUGUUAAGAUACAUUGUAUAUUUUCUUUUCAAGUGAAAUUUUAUACAAGUUUUAUUUCUUAGUUCUUAGAAGUUUUAGACUUGAGGAAACAGACUCAAAAGUGAUUAAAUACAAGUUACAAGAAAUUAUUUUGCAAUCAAGCUCAAAUAAAUAUGGUUAAACUAAACACAGUCUAUUUGUACAUACCGUAUAAAACUGACAAGUCUGUGGUUUUGCUUAUAUUGACAUGAGUUUUUCCUUGCAUUAUGACUAGCAAUAAAUUAGAAAUUGUUCACUAUGUUUGGCAGUGUUAUUUUGCAAUUAAUUUAUUGUUGUAUUGCAUUUAGUUCGACUUAAAAAAAUUGUUGACUUGAUAUCAUUGAAAUGGGGAAAUUACAUACUGGUAGAAUGAUUUCAUUAAAAUGGGGAAAUUACAUACUGGUAGAAUGGAAUGUUACUAUGAUAAAUGGGGUAAAAAUGAUCUUGUUUCAAUCCUCCAGAGAUGGCAUUUCUUGUUUAACAUUGCUAACAAUUUUAGAGCAGUCAUUUACUCAUGUCUAAAUUAAACUGACAUAAGGCACUCUUGAUAACAAAUUAUUUCUUGGUAACAUUUUAUACAUGUGCAAUCUUUGUUGUUUGUUUUUUUCUCUUUUUCUCUCAUUGACAUUUUUAUAUGACUAAAUAAAAUUAUUUUAACACAAA
Molecule: messenger RNA, 9803 nt
Organism: Ruditapes philippinarum (Manila clam)
Lineage: Eukaryota; Metazoa; Mollusca; Bivalvia; Venerida; Veneridae
Product: protein phosphatase Slingshot homolog
Exons: 19
Coding region: 31-4728 (1565 amino acids)
Biological process (GO): actin cytoskeleton organization; protein dephosphorylation; negative regulation of actin filament polymerization
Cellular component (GO): cytoplasm
Molecular function (GO): protein tyrosine/serine/threonine phosphatase activity; actin binding
Source: RefSeq, a predicted model, not a curated record